Messenger RNA from Peromyscus leucopus (white-footed mouse), 1586 nucleotides. It is a transcript of the gene Grpel2, whose product is annotated as GrpE like 2, mitochondrial. Bases 52 to 726 code for a protein of 224 amino acids. Gene Ontology annotation, biological process: protein import into mitochondrial matrix; protein folding. Gene Ontology annotation, cellular component: PAM complex, Tim23 associated import motor. The transcript is spliced from 4 exons. NCBI's taxonomy places the organism in Eukaryota, Metazoa, Chordata, Mammalia, Rodentia, Cricetidae. Gene Ontology annotation, molecular function: adenyl-nucleotide exchange factor activity; protein-folding chaperone binding; protein homodimerization activity. The record is from RefSeq and is a predicted model, not a curated record.
CUCCGUCUGGCUGGACCGCGCGUGCGCGGGGUCGGCGCCCUGGUCUGGAACAUGGCGGCGCGGCCGUUGUGGGCGGUGCAGCGGCUGCAGCGCCUCCUGGCCUCCGGGACCGUGUCGCAGAGCCGGGGAUGGCUCCACCCAUUCAGCACUGCCACCCCAAGAACGGCUGGGGAAGACUGCAGUUCUGAGGACCCUCCUGAUGUACUCGGUCCCUCCCUUGCUGAACAAGCCUUAAGGCUAAAAGCUGUUAAACUGGAAAAAGAAGUCCAAGAUUUAACACUAAGAUACCAGAGAGCUGUUGCUGAUUCUGAAAACAUAAGGAGACGAACCCAAAGAUGUGUGGAAGAUGCCAAGAUAUUUGGAAUCCAAAGCUUCUGUAAGGACUUGGUGGAGGUGGCAGACAUUUUGGAGAAGACUGCUGAGUGCUUUUCAGAAGGAGCCAAACCCGAGGACCACAAACUUACUCUGGAAAAAGUCUUUCAAGGACUGUCUCUUUUAGAAGCAAAGCUGAAAAGUGUGUUUGCCAAGCAUGGCCUAGAGAAAAUGACGCCCAUUGGUGACAAAUACGACCCUCAUGAGCAUGAACUCAUCUGUCACAUGCCAGCAGGUGUUGGGGUACAGCCUGGCACUGUGGCAUUAGUACGACAAGAUGGCUACAAACUUCAUGGCCGCACCAUUAGACUUGCCCAAGUGGAAGUGGCCGUGGAGUCGCAGAGAAGGCUAUGAACGAGCCACCGGGAACUAAAACUCUCUCUCCCAGGGUCCUGGCCCCUCUGUCCCCUUAUUUAUUAAGCUGGUUUGUAUUAUACAUGAGGUCCUUCGUGUGCUCUGCUUUGGAUUUAGUCAUAUUGGCUUUAUCUCUACAGUAUCUUAUAUUGGUUUUAUGUGACCUGUUUGGGCUCAUCUGGAAGUCCUGCCACUGGGCAUCUGAACAAUGUGAUGAGUGUCCUGUGGCCUUUAUCAAAAUGUUUACAAAAAUCAUUUAAAUUGGUACUCUGAUGACUGAAUCCAAAAUCCCUUAACUGUGUUUUCAACUAAUGACUGGAAUUAGUGUAGCAGCAUCUUGGGUCUUGUGUCUUAUGGGAAAGGGAGAUGGUAGGGAUUGGUUUGACAUUUAGUACUUAGAUGACAAAGCUUUACCUUGUAUAAAUUUAGAUCAGUUGGGUUGACUUCUACAGAGAUUUUUCAAGGCUGCUUUUCUAUUUCAUUUUUCAUUUAGUCAUCUUUUGUACUUGUAUUCCCUGCUAGGGGCACACUUAAAUUGUUCCAUAGCCACCCCUUUCUGGUCCCAUUUGGAAGGGCUAAAGAGUCGGACCAGUCUUCCUUUUUUUUUUUCUUGUUGGUAAGGUGUACUCGUUUAUUAAAUUGGUCUCAAGUCUAUGAACAGGUAAGCUCUGGCUGCCUCGACAACACAACCCACUCCCAGGGAGACCAAAAGCCUCCUUACAUCUCAAGUUAGAGAGUCAGGCAUGGGGGGCCAGGCAUAGUGGCUGACCAUUCAAAAUGGAAAGCAGAGGGUUAGGGUGGAUGACUUUUUGGAGUACAUAAUUUACACAAAAGCGGUGCUGCUUCCUCCCUUGCAUGCA